AUGUCGGAUCCUAUGAUGACGAACAUUUUGAAUUCUCUUCGAACUGGCCAAAACUUGCCACCAGAAAUUGUGAAUUAUAUGUAUAUCCAUGGUUCCUUUCUGGUAAAUACACUGUUGAAAAUCUGAAUCAGUGUUUGAUUUUCAGCUUUUCCUCGACUUCCCAGAAGGUUCAGAAUUCGGAAUUGAUUACAAAUCCUGGAAAACCGGUGAUAAAUUUCGAGGCCUCAAGAUGAUUCCUCCCGGUGUUCACUUUGUCUAUUGUAGCAUAAACUCAACUCCAAGGAUAGGAUUUUUCCACACCUUCAAAGCUGGAGAAAUAGUUGUUAAGAAAUGGAACAAACAGACUGAAGAUUUUGAAGAUCAAGAAGUUCCAGAAGACGUAGGAUUUUUAUCAGACUUGAUAAUAAAUACUUUGGGAAAAUGUUGAACUAUUUCCAGCAAUUACCAGAAAAACGUCAGCAAUUGAAAAAUCUCGAUUCAUGUCUUGCUCCAUAUCCAUUCGAAAACUACAGAAGUUGGUAUGCUCUCACAGAUUUUGUCACAGAAUCAACAGUCAAUCGGUAAUUUCACUUAUUCAAUUAGUUAAACUAGAUCAACUUGAUAUUCUCUUCAGAAUCAAACCAUUAAAAGGUCGAAUCACAGCGCAAGCAGAAUUAGUCAGUCUUGAAACAGCGUAUAUGGAAAAACCAGAGGACAAUCCUGAAGUCUCGUGUACUCAAACAGUUGAUCGAGAUCAUCCAAUCAGAACUCGUUUUGUUGAUCAACACGGUUUGCCAGUUAUGAAAAUUCGCGAAGGAUACGAGAUUCGUUUUCAAGAAAUUCCACAAUUGAGGGUGAGUCGAAAUAUGGGAAAUUUAGAAACAAAUAAAGCUUUUGAAAAAAUAUCUAACAUAAUAUAACACAUUUAUUGAUAAAUCUCUUCAAAUUAUACUAUUUUUGGGAUCAACGUUUUUUUGGUAAAAAUUUGUAAAUCUGGAAGAUCUUCCAGUUUUACAAAUUCUGUUUUUUCGAGCCAAAAUUCAUUAUAUCAGUCUGAAAUUGAUAUUAUUUCAUAUGUUGAGCAUUUAUUGAUUGCUGUAUUCAACUUAUAUUAACUCACCUAGGAGCGAACAGCUCCUAGUUUCAAAUAAAUUAUCCAAGAACAAUUCUGACGUGGAAAACAUGAUUUAUCAAAAAAAAACCUGGAAUUUCUCUGAAAAAUGUUCCACUAAAUUUUUUUAUCGUAAUUUUUUGGCUGAUAUUUUUUAUUGUUCAAAAUAAAAAAAAAACUCAACUCAUAAUAAUUAUUUAUAGGGAGAUAUUCCUCGAAUUGGAAUCGAACAUUCUGAUAGAUUAUUUCGCCUAACUCGUUCUCUCAAUGGAGAUUGGAAACAAUUAUUAGCCGAGCUUCAAAUCGCCUUCGUCUGUUUUUUGAUCGGACAAGUUUUCGAAGGAUUCGAGCAAUGGAAACGAAUUAUUCAUUUAUUAUGUUGUUGUCCGAAUUCAUUUGGAUCACAGCACGAUUUGUUUAUCUCAUAUAUACGAGUAAGAAAAAUAUUCCAAGAAUUAAAAAAAAAUCUAGAAUUUUUUUUAGGUAUUAUUUUUCCAACUGAAAGAAUGUCCUUCGGACUUUUUUGUCGACAUCGUUUCCCGUGACAAUUUCCUGACUACAACCUUAUCAAUGCUUUUUGCCAAUAUUAGAGGUAACUUUGUUUUUCCCGGGAAAAAUAAACGAGUAAAUAAAUAGUACGGAAUGUUGAUAAGAAGGAGAAAGUUACAGAUUCGGCGCACGCAAAAGAUGAUUUGAAGAAGAAAUCUGCACAAUUCAAGGCGUAUCUCACGAAACAAUUCAAAUGGGAUUUCGAAUGCGAGUAA
Messenger RNA from Caenorhabditis angaria, 1854 nucleotides. NCBI's taxonomy places the organism in Eukaryota, Metazoa, Nematoda, Chromadorea, Rhabditida, Rhabditidae. The record is from the annotation of a GenBank genome assembly.